AAAACUAAAAACCAAAUCCGAAAUUUGGUUUUUGGUUUUUCGGGUCGGAUUCAUGUAGUUAAAACACUACCGCAUUCAACAUAAACCAGAGGCAGGGUAACCUUUUCCUCCCAAUAUACAAAACGAUCCACCGAUCGAAGAUUAAUAACCAGAAUCGAAUAUGUCGUCACUUGCAGCUGCUAGGGCAGACAAUUUCUACUACCCCCCAGAAUGGGAUCCCAAGAAGGGUGGCCUGAACAAGUUUCACGGGCAACAUGCCUUAAGGGAGCGAGCAAGAAAAAUAGAUCAGGGCAUCUUAAUCAUAAGGUUCGAGAUGCCGUUCAAUAUCUGGUGUGGCGGUUGCAAUUCCAUGAUCGCAAAGGGUGUACGGUUUAACGCUGAGAAGAAGCAAGUCGGGAAUUAUUAUUCUACAAAGAUAUGGAACUUCACUAUGAAAUCCGCAUGCUGCCAGCAUGAAAUCGUAAUUCAAACCGAUCCAAAGAACACCGAGUAUCUUGUCAUUAGUGGAGCGCAAAAGAAGGUUGAAGAGUUUGAUACCGAAGAUGCAGAAACUAUGGCAUUACCUGUUGAUGAAGAGAGAAGCAAGCUAGCAGAUCCUUUCUAUCGCCUUGAACACCAAGAAGAGGAUUUAAAAAAGAAAAAAGAAGCAGAGCCGUUGCUGGUGCGACUUCAACGAGUAUCUGACGCUAGACAUUUGGAUGAUUACGCUAUUAACAAGUCGCUGCGUGCCAAACUUAGAUCUCAAAAGAAAAGAGUUGCUGAGGAAGAGGUGGCUGCAAGGAAGAUGGGGCUCGGGAUAAGACUACUCCCAGAGACAAAAGAAGAUGUGGCGGCUGCUAAACGGGUCAAGUUCUCUUCAAACUUCAACAAAAACAGAGACGAGAAGCGUGCGUUGAUCAAAUCUGCAUCAAUCUUCUCAGACUCAUCUGCUUCAUCAAGUUCAAGAAGGUUGGAGCUCGAGGCAAAAAGACGAAAAAUAAAUGCAGCAUCGGCAUCUAAGUUGCUGACUGGUGGUUUUAAACCGUCAUCAUGGUCAAAUGUUUCUGGAUCUUCAGCUCGUAAGAACAGGUCUUAAGAUUACCACAUGAUUCAAAAUAGGCGCGUGUGUUUGGUUUAUGUAUUUCUUUUGCUUGAUAUAAUCUAGAUGCAUGGUUUUUCUGCUUGUGUAUAUUUCAUAAGAUGAUGUUCUUUUGUAUACUUCUGAAAGUUGUUGCGUUACAAGUCAUAUGUAAGAUUAAAAGUUGUGGCCA
Molecule: messenger RNA, 1250 nt
Organism: Helianthus annuus (common sunflower)
Lineage: Eukaryota; Viridiplantae; Streptophyta; Magnoliopsida; Asterales; Asteraceae
Product: coiled-coil domain-containing protein 130
Exons: 6
Coding region: 161-1075 (304 amino acids)
Biological process (GO): mRNA splicing, via spliceosome
Cellular component (GO): post-mRNA release spliceosomal complex; U2-type spliceosomal complex
Source: RefSeq, a predicted model, not a curated record